Molecule: messenger RNA, 5014 nt
Organism: Vitrella brassicaformis
Lineage: Eukaryota; Vitrellaceae
Source: the annotation of a GenBank genome assembly
CUGAGCACUUCUUGUUAAUGCAUUCAAUGCAUGAUGAAUGUGUCGGUGUGCCUCGGGAUGCACAUGUCCACCGAACGUGCACCGACACGACACACACAGCAUGCAUGAUGGAUGCAACCAACACACCUCUCUCCUAGCUUAGCUUAGCUUAGUGUACCAUUAUUUACACCACACCCUCCAGCCAGACAGGCAGACCCGCACCCACCCGCCCUCACUCACCCACCCCACAGAUAUAAAGCCAGCCCCCUCAAUUGAUGCACAAACAAACAGACGUCAUGUCAUUCAAACGCAUCACCAAUUGCAGAGAGUACGCACGCAUGAACGAACGAACGAGUCAUGGCCAGUCGGUAUGGAGCAGCCACCCGUCCAUUCAUCCAUACAUGCGCAGCGCCACUUACGACACGUGCAUCUACAAAAAAGGCAUGUAAAACGACGGAGACCUGUCUAUGCCCUCCCUCCCUCCCUCCCUCCCCGCCCGGCGAUACUCAGCAGCCACUGACCGUCGCGGCAACCUUGAGGUUCACCUCGGCGACGACUUGGUUGCACUUGGGACACAGUCGACGGUCCGACGCGCCAGACCAGCCUGCCCUCAGCUCCUGCACCACACACACGACAAGACAGGCAAGGUGGACGGUGGAUGGAUGGAUGGAUGGAGGGCAUGGCAUACGCACACGUGCAGUGCAGUGCAUGCUCUCGUGCACUUGCCUUGAAGCAUGGAGUGAAGCAGCAGGUGUGUUUGCAAGGCAUCAAGGUCACCGUUGGGUGUGCGUGCAGGCAGAUGCAGCACACAGUCGACCCACUAACAUCACCAUCCCCGCCACCGGCACCAAUCCCACCGCCGCCCCCACUGCCCUGUGUCUGCCCCACAGGUUGCUUCUUGUCCUCCUGCUGCUUGUUGGCCGUGUCAAAUAACUGCCAGGCGGUCUCCAGCUCCCGCAAGAUGUCGCCGCCGACCUCGACGCCAUCAUGUGAUGAGGCCCGGUGCGUCUUGUUCCGAGGCGACCCAGCCUUGGACGCAUCAUUGGCAGUGGGUGGGGGAGGCGGCGGGUGAUUGGGCUUCGGGGGAAGGGUGAUGUCGGGCUGCUCCUCCUCCUUCGGCAAAAUAGUACCCUGUGUGGCAGGGAUGAUAGGUGUGGGGCUGAUGGGCCCGGGGGAAGCCGAUGGCGCCGCUGCCUGUCGCUGCUCCUGUCCCUGGUCCUGCGCAGGCGCCUCAUGGUUCGUGGCCGUCCCAACGUGCCCCCGAAAUGUGGCGAUGUCCUGGCGUCCACCUCCCCCUCCACCACCAGCACCAGCAGCCUUUUUCUUCCGUCGCGAUGUCAUGGCCACCCACUCCCCUCCCUCACCAUCGGCAUCCUCCACAUCCACCGACGCCUGGACCUCUUCAAUGCGGGCGGGCGGUGAGAGCUCCCGCUCCUCCUUGUCCGGCGCAUCCUGCUCCUCGGGUGGCAUCUGGGCGGCGUCCUCUUCAUCGUGCUCAGGCACAGAUGUGGGCGGGGUGGGGGGCGGGGGCGCGAGGGGAAGAACGGGUGUGCCUCUAGUCCCCUUGGACGACUUCUUCUUGCCAGCCGCCUUCUUGUCUGUCUUCUUGGGCUUCUCUCUCUUAUUGACUGGCUGCUGCUUGGGAGGGGGAAGGGUGGGCUGCGGCUCAUCCUUUGCCCUGGCCGCAUUGGCGUCUGCACUGCUGCUAUCAGGAUUCCCACAGUGACCCACUGCAUUGAGCUCUGCCAGCAAUUCCGCUCCUUGCAGAGGCCUCGACGCGUCGCGAAUAGACAUGCUCCCCACGCUAUUACUCGAUGAAGACGCGAUGGCGGGCGCCCGUCGGCUCUUGCGAGCAGCACCAGAAGAAGAGGACUCAAGUUCCACAUUGCCGCAAGACGCCAUGGCCGAGGCCGCGAAGGCAUGAGCCCUGUCCUUGUGUGGCACCAUCGCUCUGUAGAUGCGCAGGAACGACUGCCUGAGCCCUGCCAUGUGACCUCUCUUUGGGCACAGCACCGCACACCGACUUGAAUCUGACGCCGGCAGGUAGAAGCGAAGGCAGAAAGCCCCCAAGCCCAGGCAAACACAAGUGACGGAAGGCCCCAGAAGCUGGAGGCCGUCCUCGACAUGACUCCCCUGGAUGCCGACCGUACUGAGAACAAGGUCCACAGCAGCGGCGAGCAACAGGAGGAUGGGAUCCACAAGGCUGAAAACAAAGUUGGCGCAUUGGAUGACCAGCAAGAGCGGUGACAGGGCCAGCCACGCCAUGCUGCUGAGGAAGGUGAAGACGUGCGUGGCGCAGAAGACCCACAGUAGCGACGGAACCGCCCAAACAAGUGAUAGGACAAAAGCCACUGCAGUGCGGCACUCAUAAUAGCCGAGGACGUGCUGACUGUUGCUCAACACAAAAAGGAAGGCCCAAAAGCGCAUCUUGACCAGCCAGCCCGUGUGCCACGAGAAAAGCAGUGCAGGGUGCCUGCUCAAGUACACCGUCGCAACGUCGCUGAUGAGCCGAUAUGCUGCAUGGAUCAACUGCAGUCAGGCAGGCGACACACAACACAAGCCACAUAUCACAUGGAAAGCAGAGUGAGUGGAGUGGAUGGAUCCACAGCAAGGUGUGUGAACCGUCUUUUAUCGUCCCUUUCCCCAGCCAGCCUCCCUCUUGUCCUUGCUGUCCUUCCCCCUCACCCACCAGUCUGUGGCGGUUGACCCAUCCGUGCACCCAGGAGAGGACGGCUGCCAUCGCUUGGUCGAUGCUGCACAUCAUCGUGUCGUCGCCUUGUUGCCGCUUGUCCAGCAGGAUCUCCUCGAUGUGAUCCUCCUUCUCGCUGUACUUGCGGCGACAAGACGUGCAGCAGCACAACUCGCUUGACAAAUCGCUCCAUGGAAAGGCGGGAUAGUUCCUGCACAUUCAGCAGCCAGCCGGAUCCAUAUCAGUGGCGCGCGGCGUGCGAUACGCUGGUCUGUAUGAAGGAGCUUACCCGAAAAACCACACCUGUCUGAGCCACGCACAAAACACCACCUCGCAUAGGAAGCUAACACAGACACAGACACAGAGAGCAGGCGUGUGUGAGGAGCACUGCUGUGCACUGUGGUGUGGUCUUCUCACGUGAUGGUUUGUAGGAUAAAGGCAGUCCAGCCGUCUGACAUGCCAUUGUCCUCCGGUUCGUGGCCACAGGGGACCAGGUGGCACACGAUGAUGUCCACAACAAAUCGGACACUACACAUGGACACGACUACAGUACUUCCCUGAACAAAGACAGACACACAGAUUUCGUCCGCCGCCUUUCCGCCUUCUGCUGGGCUGAACCUCGCUGCACUUGACAUCGCGGAGCUCACCGGUGAUGAUCUGAUGAGAGGCUGUCAAAACCGCGGUACAGCGGAGGCGUCGCUCUGCGCGCUCAGUGGUGGCGUGAAACGGAUCAUGUGACACUGCGGUUUGGCGCAGCACACGGCUCCCGCGCGAGUCAGGCACACUCUAAAUGGCAGUCCAUGGUUUUUCUAGACAAACCCAUUCGACUUUGCAAUACAAGGGAUGCAUUCGACUUUGCAAUGACACGUCGAAAACACGUCAACGAAAAUUCUACACGCGCUUUCUCUCACUCAGAGCUCUCGCAAUCAGCCUGGCUUUCCGUCGUGUUGCAGGGAAAUAGCCUCGAUAGCUAGUCUCAUAGCCGAGUCGAAAUACCCCCUUGGCCUCUGUCAUGUCGGAUGUGACGAGAGACUCCAGGCCAGCAGUGAACCCCGUGCAGAAAACCACCACCUCAAACGAAUACGUCGUCUCAUUGUCGAAGCACACUCCAUCAGAGGUGAAGCGCGACAACUCCCUGUGAGGCAGCACGCCAAUGUCGCGCCGGUAAAUGGCCCGCAUUAUUCCUCGAUCCAAUACGGGAAUGCGGCCUGCACAUGAAUGAAUGACACACACGAACAACCACACUGCGUGAAGUGGCACAUCAACGUAGGCACGUGAAGGUGCAUUGAUGUGCUAUCGCCUUGCCUGACAGCAUUGCCGUGUAUGGCCCUUCUGGCGCCUUGGCUAGUCCAUAUCGACUCAUCCUGCCGAAGAACAGGAAUGUGAUCAUGUUGCCAAGUGCAUCGGAUACGCAAGCUGCAUAGAGAAAGCAGAUCACCAAUCAGUUGUGUGCACAGCGCAUACCUACGUGAUUCCUGUCCGCGUACUUGGAACGAAAUCAGCAAUCACCGACAGCAGGCUUGCGGGGAGACCAAAUGGCUUGCGGGGCACAACAACAACAGGAGACCGCACAAACAUCGACACGUCGGCCCCAUUCUUGCAGCACUCGAGUGCAACGUCCAUGGCAGAGUUGCCUGAGGACACACACACAUACACACGCACACACAUGCCUCAAGCUUCGGCCAGAUGAUUGGACGGUGUCUUGCGCCAUCCAGCUGACCAAAGCCAAUAACUAAAACCUUCCUGAACACAGCAGCACGAAAAGAACCACUCACUCAUUUGACACACACGACUCAUCUUCUCUUGCCGCUCUCCCACUCACCUGUGCGCGAAGCUCCGUCCAGUUGUGAAGUCGCUGCUGUGCAGGAUGCUUCCAGUGAACGCUUCUUGGCCAGGGAACGUCGGUGUGUUCGGCACUCUGUCUGGUCCCGCUGCUAGAACGACGUGCCUCACGUGAUAGGUGGUCGACGAUGUGUGGACGCACCAGACAGAUAAGGGCGAUGGCGUGAUCGACAAGACAGUCUCAUUGAAGCGCAUCUGGGGCCUGAGUCCCAUGAUCUCGGCGUAUGACUCAUAGUAAUUCACAACCGCAUCGCGUGAUGGAAACACUUCUUCGCAGCAUGGGAAGCCCAGGAAGGGCAACGAAGAGGUCCACUUGUCUGUGUUCAGGCGCAGGCACUCGUAUCUCUCCUUCCAGCUGCUCCCGAUCCGGUCAGAGCGUUCAAUAAGGACGAACGAAAGGCCUCUCUUGGACAGAUGGGCUGCUAUCGCCAGUCCACUAAAGCCUGCCCCAACAAUCACCGUGUCAUAUGCGGCAUGGGCGGCGUCCAUUCGAGCGCAGAUCCG